GGUGAGGGAAUGGAGCACUGGGAAAUCCGGAAAGGGCAAAGAUCCCUGGAUGGUGAAGGGGACGAACGUCGUUUGCUGAAGAUCUAACACCAUAGCCUGUUUGGCGAGCGAGAAAAGAUUUGGUCUUCUGGCGGAGUGAAUCUAUGGCUCCGAAGUCGAAGGAUAAGUCGAAACCUGCUUCACCGGCGUCACAGCCUCCCCCUCCGAUCGAAGAUCUAUUCACCACGCUUAACAGGCACAUACACAGUUCCGCCUACAAGAAUGCUGUUAAAGUUGCAGAUCAAAUUCUCUCGAUUGCACCUGGCGACGAGGAUGCUCUUCGAUGCAAAGUUGUGGCACUGAUCAAAACUGAUAAACCUGAUGGCUUUCAAGAGGCACUCUCCACGAUUCAAUCUUCUCGGAGGUCGCCGGCUGAUUUCAAUUUCCUUAAAGCAUACUGCUUAUACAGACAAAACAAGUUAAAUGAAGCCUUGGAGUCUCUGAAAAGACAAGAGAAAAGUGAUGAAACCAUGCUCCUAGAAUCCCAGAUUUUGUAUCGUCUAGGGAAAAUGGAUGCUUGUGUGGAUAAUUACCAGAAGCUUUAUAAAUCCAAGAUUGACAACUUGGAUAAUUCUGUUGCUGGCCUAGUCAUGGCUGGAAGGGCAUCUGAAGUUCAAGGAGCUUUGGAUUUGCUUCGGGUUAAGCCAACUAGUAGCUUUGAGCUGGCAUACAACACUUCUUGUUCUUUAAUUGAAAUGAAUAAGCACACUGAUGCAGAGCAACUCUUGCUGUCAGCUCGAAGAAUUGGUCAAGAGACACUUAUGGAAGAUAACGCAACUGACGACGCAAUAGAAAUUGAGUUGUCUCCUAUAGCUGUGCAAUUGGCCUAUGUCCAGCAGCUUCUUGGGCGUAAGCAAGAUGCUGUGGAAGGUUACACAGACAUAAUUAAACGAGAUCUGGCCGAUGAAUCAUCAAUUGCUGUGGCAGUGAACAACCUUUCAUUGAAAGGUCCAAAAGAUGUUUCUGACAGCCUAAAGAAACUUGAUCGGCUUAAAGAGAAAGAGACACCGAGCUUUCAGAUUGCUCAUGGACUGGACGAAAUUUCAGCCAAACAAAGGGAAGCCAUAUACACAAAUCGUGUCCUGCUUUUUCUUCAUGCCAAAAGUUGGACCAGGUUAGCCCGAGAACUCGUCUCUGGACUACCAGACAUGUUUCCUGACAGUGUAGUGCCCAUAUUACUCCAAGCUGCAUUGCUGGUAAGAGAAAACAGAGCGGGAAGGGCUGAGGAAAUACUAGCGCUUGCUGAUAAGUUCCCUGAGAAGUCCAAAGGCUUACUUAGCAAGGCUCAGGUGGCUGCAGCUGCUGGCCACCCUCAUAUCGCAGCUUCUCUGGCUAGGAUAUCGGAUAUCCAGCACAAGCCUGCCACUGUUGCCACCCUUGUCUCUCUAAAAGAGCGUGCUGGUGACAUUGAUGGUGCAGCUGCAGUGCUUGACUCUGCGAUCAAAUGGUGGUCUAAUGCCAUGACAGAGGACAAUAAGCUUGACAUUAUUAUGCAAGAGGCUGCUUCAUUCAAGAUUAGACAUGGUAAGGAGGAGGAAGCCGCUGGCCUGUAUGAAGAGCUUGUGAAAAGCCAAGGAAGCAUAGAAGCACUAGUUGGGCUGGUAACAACAGUUGCCCGCAUGGAUGUUAACAAGGCAGAACUUUAUGAAAAGCAAUUAAAGCCAUUGCCUGGUUUGAAGGGUAUUAAUGUAGAUACCUUGGAGAAGACUUCUGGAGCAAAACAUGUCGAGGGUUCUAUUAACGUCAGUGCGGUUGAAACUCGCGAGGAAGGAAAGAACAAGACAAAAGCUAAGAAAAGAGAAAGAAAAGCCAAGGUACCCUAAGGGUUUGACCCUGCAAACCCAGGUCCUCCUCCAGAUCCAGAAAGGUGGCUUCCCAAGCGAGAGAGAUCAAGCUAUAGGCCCAAGAGAAAGGACAAGAGAGCUGCUCAAGUGAGAGGCUCUCAGGGCUCUGUGAGUAGAGACAAGCAGGAAUCUGGAGCAUCUUCCAACAACUCAAAUCCAAAAUCACACCAGGCAGGUGGCUCCAAAGGAGCUGCACAUAAUGCUGCCUCUGAGCAAACUAAGCCUUCGUCUAAGUCCAGAAAGAAGUCUAGGAAUUGACUUUGAUCCAUGUUGUUAAAUUAUCAAAUUUUGUUUGAGACCAUUUGUUUACACUGCUGCUUUCAAUGACUAAGCUGAGGGAGUCAGGGUCCCAUGUGCGAUGUUUGGGUUCAAUUUCAAAUCAAGCCCUCAAUUUUUUUCCUUUCUGUUUCAGGAGAUGAAGAUGGUAACUCCCAGACUCGGAAAUUAUGUGCAAAAUUGUCUUGCCCUAUUUAAUUUA
Messenger RNA from Prosopis cineraria, 2361 nucleotides. RefSeq lists its product as uncharacterized. Gene Ontology annotation, biological process: SRP-dependent cotranslational protein targeting to membrane. Gene Ontology annotation, cellular component: signal recognition particle, endoplasmic reticulum targeting. The record is from RefSeq and is a predicted model, not a curated record. NCBI's taxonomy places the organism in Eukaryota, Viridiplantae, Streptophyta, Magnoliopsida, Fabales, Fabaceae. Gene Ontology annotation, molecular function: protein binding; 7S RNA binding; ribosome binding.